Molecule: messenger RNA, 696 nt
Organism: Baudoinia panamericana UAMH 10762
Lineage: Eukaryota; Fungi; Ascomycota; Dothideomycetes; Mycosphaerellales; Teratosphaeriaceae
Exons: 1
Coding region: 1-696 (231 amino acids)
Source: RefSeq, a predicted model, not a curated record
AUGCCACAACCCUCCACACCCCCUUCCUCUGCCACUGACACCCCAACUUUGGACGAACGUUAUGGCUUAACACCACUCACCCCCGAACAGUACGCCGCCUACAAAUCCUCCUCCCGCCUCUCCAUCCCCUUCCCUCUUCGCCUCCCCGCCACAACGGCCCUCGCAUUCACCACCGGCUUCUUCCUCGGCAUCUCUCAGGGCAGUCUGACCUCCGGCCUCCGCUUCCGCGCGGAGAAUGCGCACCGUUUUCCUACCAAUCAGGCGGGAUGGUACCUAUACCACAAGAGUAAGAACUACAACAUGGCGCUGGGAGGUAUUGUGGAAGGGUGCAAAAUGGGAGGGAAGACGGGGCUCUGGGUGGGGGUCUUUGUGGGCAUGGAGGAGUGUGUUGAUUGGGGACGCAAUGCGGUUAGAGGCUUGGUGGUCGGUAAGGAUGGAGGGAUGAGCAGGGAUGUCUUGAGUACGAUCCUGGCAGGCGUGGGGACGGCGGGAAUGUUCAGUGCCUGGCAUCGAUUCCCGGUGGCUACGACUGUAAGGACGGCGAAGAUGGGCGCAAAGUACGGGUUGGCGUUGGGUGUGGUGGAAGACGCGGUCAGUUUUGCAAGGGGGAGGAAGCUGGGGUAUGUGGAGUUCCUGAGGAGGCAUGUUUUUGGUGGGGAGGACAAGGAGGGCGAGGCAGACGCUGCGGUGGGGUGA